Molecule: messenger RNA, 817 nt
Organism: Terrapene triunguis (Three-toed box turtle)
Lineage: Eukaryota; Metazoa; Chordata; Testudines; Emydidae
Product: adiponectin receptor protein 2-like
Exons: 5
Coding region: 16-792 (258 amino acids)
Biological process (GO): adiponectin-activated signaling pathway
Cellular component (GO): plasma membrane
Molecular function (GO): signaling receptor activity
Source: RefSeq, a predicted model, not a curated record
GGGCACCGCCCGCCCAUGCCCUCCUUCCGCGCCUGCUUCCGCAGCAUCUUCCGCCUGCACACGGAGACCGGCAACAUCUGGACACACCUCAUCGGCUUCCUCUUCUUCCUCGUCUUGGGCAUUGGCUACAUGUUCAGCCCCAACAUGAAUUAUGUGGCCCCCAUCCAGGAGCGGGUCGUCUUCGGGACGUUCUUCCUGGGGGCCACCCUCUGCCUCUGCUUCUCCUGGCUCUUCCACACGGUGUACUGCCACUCGGAGAGAGUGUCCCGCACCUUCUCCAAGCUGGAUUACUCGGGCAUCACGCUGCUGAUCGUGGGCAGCUUCGUGCCCUGGCUGUACUACUCCUUCUACUGCUCGCCCCAGCCCCAGCUCAUCUACCUCGUCAUCGUCUGCGUGCUGGGCAUCACGGCCAUCACGGUGUCCCAGUCAGACCACUUCGCCACGCCCCAGUACCGCGCUGUGCGAGCAGGCGUGUUCCUGGGCCUGGGGCUCAGCGGGCUGGUGCCCACCCUGCACUUCCUGCUGGCCGAGGGGCCGGGGCGAGCGGCGAGCGCCGGGCAGAUGGGCUGGCUCUUCCUCAUGGCGCUGCUCUACAUCCUGGGCGCGGCGCUGUACGCCGCCCGCGUGCCCGAGCGCUUCUUCCCCGGCAAGUGCGACAUCUGGUUCAACUCCCACCAGAUCUUCCACGUGCUGGUGGUGGCGGCCGCCGGCGUCCACCUCCACGGGGUCUCCCAGCUCCAGGCCUUCCGCUCCUCGCUGGGGGGCGCCUGCACCGAGAGCACUGUGCUGUGAGCCUGCCCCCCCCCCGACCCACCGG